Hevea brasiliensis (rubber tree) is the source of this 2628-nucleotide messenger RNA. Its product is annotated as phosphatidylinositol 4-kinase gamma 3. The transcript is spliced from 3 exons. Gene Ontology annotation, molecular function: protein binding. The record is from RefSeq and is a predicted model, not a curated record. Lineage: Eukaryota; Viridiplantae; Streptophyta; Magnoliopsida; Malpighiales; Euphorbiaceae. The coding region runs from base 557 to 2305 and encodes 582 amino acids.
CCUACAGGUUCAACGCCAUUCAAGUCUCACUCUUGCUUGUCUGUGACUCUGUGGAGAGUCAAGCGGGGAAGAAACCAAAGAUUUUCCCAUUUAGCUUCGAAAUUGGGUAAAUAAAAGAGAGCAACUUCGAAUUCUUCAAUUUUCCAAUUUCUCUUCAUUUCAUGGCUAUUUAACUGGAAUUUAUCCUUCGAUUCUUGAUGCUUCAGGGGGAUCAUAUUCGAGUUAUUGAUGAAGGCAUCAACCUUUUCAGAGAAACCUGAGGGCUAUGGAAUAUAAUUUCGUGCAUCAUGGAAUAUUUGAUAGGCAUUGCUGAAACAUUAGUUCAGAUGUUUUUGGCAGUGUAUAGGACGCAGAUUUGUGUAUGCAGAAUAUGAGGAUUUUGUUCUUUGGUCUGCUUUUUUCCCAGUGCCUUUUUGAGGUGUAAUUGGUGAUAGGCUUGAAUUUGGUGGGCCUACCCUGCUGAGGUCAUGAAAAUUAUUUGUAGUAGGAUUUAGGGUUUAGAAGUCCCAUAUUUGGCUGAGGAAAUAGACACAAAUAUACUGGAUUCACUAUAGCAAUGGCUAGCGUAGCUCUUAGUCUUUUGCAUGAAGGGCCUUUAGAUAUCCAUGGAAGCUUUAUCAGACAGAAUGGUCCACGCUUAAAUGACCCAAUCUUGAUUUUGCUAUCUGUUGCGGGGUCUAUGAUUCCCAUGCGUAUUAUGGAGUCGGAUUCUAUUGCUUCUGUGAAGUUGAGGAUUCAGGCUUCCAAAGGUUUUUUUGAGAAGAAGCAAACAUUGGUUUUUGAAGGUAGGGAACUGGCACGGAACAAUUCUUGUGUGAAGGACUAUGGCAUUGCCAAUGGGAAUGUGUUGUAUUUGGUGCUCAGGCUUUCAGAUCUCCAAGCUAUAACAGUUUGGACUGUUUGUGGGAAAGAGUUUGAGUUUCAAGUUGAAAGGGGCAGAAAUGUAGGUUAUGUAAAGCAACAGAUUGCUAGGAAGGGGAAAGGGUUUGAUCUCAUUGACCAGGAAUUGAUAUUUGAUGGCGAGGAGCUAGAAGACCAAAGGCUUAUUAAUGAUAUCUGCAAGAAUAAUGAUGCUGCAAUUCACUUGCUCAUUCGAAAAUCUGCCAAAGUAAGGGCCAAACCUGUUGAGAAAGAUUUGGAAUUAUCUAUUGAAGCAUUAGAUUUGACUGAGAAGGGGGAUGGUGUAUUAGGAAAGCAUCAAAGCAGGGCAUUAUCUGUGGCACAUAGGGUUAUAGAGGGGAAACAGUUACUUAGAGGUUUCAUUUUGGAGCCUCUAAUUAUUAAUUCCAAAAUUGAACUGCCUCAAAUAAUCAAAGAGUUGAUCAAUUCUACAUUCAAUGGGUUAGAGGAGGGCAAUGAACCAAUUCGAUCAUUUGAGGGAUCUGGAGGAGCAUAUUUCAUGCAAGAUUCAUCUGGUCAGAAAUAUGUUUCUAUUUUUAAGCCAAUUGAUGAGGAGCCAAUGGCUGUGAAUAACCCUCAGGGGCUACCGUUGUCAGUGAAUGGUGAAGGUUUGAAGAAAGGCACACGAGUAGGAGGGGGAGCAUUGCGGGAAGUUGCAGCUUACAUAUUGGAUCAUCCAAAGAGUGGGCCACGCUUAUUUUUGGAUGAUCAGAAGGGUUUUGCUGGUGUUCCACCCACAGUAAUGAUCAAGUGCUUGCACAAAGGUUUCAACCAUCCAGGAGGUUAUGAAUGUGCUACAAAGAAUAUAAAGAUUGGUUCAUUACAGAUGUUUGUGGAAAAUGAUGGAAGUUGUGAGGAUAUGGGCCCUCGUGCUUUCCCUGUGGAUGAGGUACACAAAAUCUCAGUCUUGGAUAUAAGGUUGGCAAAUGCUGAUAGGCAUGCUGGGAAUAUACUGGUAAGCAAAGAUGGUGAGAAAGGGCGAAAUGUGCUCAUUCCAAUUGAUCAUGGUUACUGCUUGCCUGAUAAUUUUGAAGACUGCACUUUUGACUGGCUUUACUGGCCUCAAGCUCAGGAACCUUAUUCACCUGACACUGUUGACUAUAUCAAAGCACUUGAUGCUGAGCAUGAUAUAGCACUUGUGAAGUUUCAUGGAUGGGACAUGCCGCUUGAGUGUGCUCGCACCCUUCGCAUUUCUACUAUGCUUCUGAAGAAAGGAGUAGAGAGAGGACUUACUCCCUUUGCCAUUGGAAGCAUAAUGUGUAGGGAAACAGUUAAGAAGGAAUCUGUGAUUGAGCAGAUUGUUCAAGAAGCCCGGGAUGCUGUGCUCACGGGAAGUAGCGAAGCUGCAUUUCUUGAAGCUGUAUCAUCAAUUAUGGAUCGCCAUCUUGAUGAGCUAUCCCAGUAAGCCUCCAGUAAAAUUCUGUAGAUAUAUAAUAUGUGUGGAAUUGUCGUCAUGCUCGUGUAUGGUUUAUAGAAGAUAACAUAUUGUAUUCGUGUUUUGAUGGUAUUGCUAUUGGGUUCUGUGCAAUCUUGAUUGGUGUUUGGAACUUGUAAUCCCAUCAACGGACUCAUCUUGUUGAUGCAUCUGAACUUGUCUGUCCUUUCCUCUUUUACAUGGAAAUGGCAUUUUAAGGAGUGAGUGAAGGAAGUUGUAAUGUGGAUGUUCUCGUGAUGUUAGUUGUGGUACUUGUGUUGACAAUGAUACAGACGUGUAUUUUUUCAUCUAAA